UUGCUGUCGGCGAUGAACGAGCGCAGGGCGCUCAACCGGCGUCGGUCCGAGUCCGGUGGCAGCGGCCGGCUGCUCAAGAAGCAAGCCGCCAUGUUCCGCCACGAGAGCCUUCUGUCCAGGGUGCCUGAGGACGACAAGGGCGAGCGGCACCGCGCGGGGGCGCGGGCUCGGCGCAGCAUCGUCCAGUUGGCCAGCAUGCUCAAGUGCGUGUCUGGCUGCAACCCACUCAGCUACCGAGGCUACGGCUGCUUCUGCGGCUACAUGGGCGACGGGACGCCCGUCGACCAUAUCGACAGCUGCUGCCUGGAACACGACUGGUGCUACUCGCAGUCCCCGUGCUCCAAGCUGUCCCUGUACCUGCUGCCCUACGACUGGCACUGCCUGACGCCCGGACUGGCGCACUGCGCGCACCCGUCAUCGCUGAGCCCACACGCCCACUGCGGUCAGCAGCUGUGCCAGUGCGACAUAGAGUUCGCCAACUGCGUCAGCCGCUACCCAUGCCCUCGCCGGAGAGCAUCGUGUCAGCACAGCAAGUUCGCUGCGUUCCACGGAUUUCUGCACGGCAAGAAGAGAUAGCAAUUAACGAGCCCUGCCCCUCUCCAUUGGGGGCAGGGUGCCGACCGAUACAACAAUGGACUGCUGUACGCGCGGGGGCCAACGCCCACUGCCCUGCUGGUGCCUCCACAUCUGCGGCCACACAGCCCUACGCCACACAAGAGACGAAAGGUCAAAGGUCGCCGGCCUCCCGGUCAUCCGUCGGCCCGUAGACCUGGCUGGAGGUACAAGAGGCCCCGGCAAGGCUCGACCCCCUGGACUUCCAUGUGGUUCCCGACUUCCCCUUCCGUUGCCGCAAACAAAACGUUCUACGGCAAAUCGCGACCAUACGCCGGUGACAAGAAGGCGCCGGCAGAGCUGCCGGCGAAGACGGAAGACAAGAGGUCCACACAGAUCGCGAUAGUUGAUCCUCGAGAACUGCUCUCCUUACCGGCGAAUAUCAGUGUGGUCCCACCUGUAACGCCGGGGCCGCAGUACGAGUUGCACGUGAGCGAUGCCGUCAGCGCAGACACUGUCACGUUGAAAGGUAAUUCGGAGGAACCGUCCACUGCGUUCCCCGAGACGCUUGUAUCUUCCAGUACAAGCAUCGUGACGUCGAGUGACGUUGGAAGGGACAGUGGCUCAACGGAGUUGACGUCACCGGCUCCACAGAGGCGAACAGCUGUGAGAGAGGCUGCGAGUGACCGUCAGGCGACGUUUAUUAGGAAGAAAGCGCCACUGUACGCCUCUCACUCGCCUGGAACCGGCUUUUUCCUGGAAGCUAAACUAACAAAGUACCCAAAGCGAAGCGCGCAAAACGUACCAACGACGCAGGUGCCCGAGCACAACCAAGACCAUCAGACUUCGAGCGCGACUCCGGUCCUGCCUUCGAAGGACAUCGCAAGUGCACUACCUCAGAUUCAGUCGACAGUUGCGACUCCCACUUCUUUCGAACUUCCUCUCAGUACCACACGACGUGCUGAGCACACAAGUGCGGUGGCUCUCUACACACAGUUCCCUGUUGCCGUACAAAGUUCUGGCGACGUAUCGUCAUCAGAUGAACCAAGACCUGAAGGUCUCUCUGGUAACGCCAGUGAGCAAAUCACUGAGCCUUACGAACAGCCAACGGUGAGAAAGCAACUAGGCGCUCACAGUGCUGAAACAAAGCCUAGUCCACGCUGAAUCACUGUCAGUGACCGUCUGACUUUUCUGAAAUGUGUGAUCGGUUUGCUUGCAGUGGCGUGCACUGGGCGAGGUGUAAUUGACAUUGAGAGGUAAGAACAUGGUGGCUUUUUUGUUCUUAAAUGGACGGUUCACCUUCGAAGACCCGUGUACAAAACUGUAUUUUUUUUUCUGCAGUGAGUGCGUGUUUAUGUUACAUGGCUGAAAAGCAAAACGAGGACCAGUCUACUUGCCAACCUGUGUAUCCUGCACUGUUAUGCGACGCAGACAUUAAUGUCGUACUGUGUUAAUUAUUUUAAUGCUUCACGAGUUGAGUAUAUUUCAUUAUUAAAUGUUACUGAUCCGUUUCA
Molecule: messenger RNA, 2066 nt
Organism: Rhipicephalus sanguineus (brown dog tick)
Lineage: Eukaryota; Metazoa; Arthropoda; Arachnida; Ixodida; Ixodidae
Product: basic phospholipase A2 PA-5-like
Exons: 3
Coding region: 13-576 (187 amino acids)
Biological process (GO): lipid catabolic process; arachidonate secretion; phospholipid metabolic process
Molecular function (GO): A2-type glycerophospholipase activity; calcium ion binding
Source: RefSeq, a predicted model, not a curated record